CCCCUCUUCCCCACUUAAAUACCCCUCCCAAACUUCUCCUUCUUUCCGCCUUCCCCCCUUCAAACUCAAUCGACCCCCAAAGAGCAAAGACUCUCUCCCUCUCUCUCUCUCUCUCCCCAUCUGCAACUCUCCCCUCCUCCCUACUUCUUCUUCUUCUUCUGCCUCUGUUUGCUCUCGGGCCAAACUGUAAGUAAGAUAAGAGCGAUCCAAUCUGAGUGCUUAGGUUUAGCACAGGUACAGAGAACGAAAAUGCGGAUGAGCUGUAAUGGAUGCAGAGUCCUGCGAAAAGGGUGCAGCGAGAACUGCAGCAUAAGGCCCUGCUUGCAGUGGAUCAAGAGCCCUGAGUCUCAGGCCAACGCCACCGUCUUCCUCGCCAAGUUCUACGGCCGCGCUGGCCUCAUGAAUCUCAUCAACGCCGGCCCCGAGCACCUCCGCCCUGCCAUUUUCAGGUCCCUGCUGUACGAGGCUUGCGGGCGGAUCGUGAACCCUAUCUACGGGUCGGUGGGCCUGCUGUGGUCCGGGAGCUGGCAGCUCUGCCAGGCUGCCGUGGAAGCCGUCCUCAAGGGCGCCCCGAUCACUCCGAUCACCUCCGAGGCCGCCGUCACCAGCGAGGGCCCGCCCCUCAAGGCCUACGACAUUCGCCACGUCUCCAAGGACGAGAACUCGGCCGCUUCCAACGACCUACACCGCCCCAAGACCCGCUGCAGGUUCAAGCGCAGCGGGGGGAAGAACAAGCCGAGCCGCGCUGCCAAGCCCCAGCCGGAACCCUCCCCCGAGGCCGAGCCGAACCGGUCGACGAGCCACGAAUCGUCCCUGAGCCACCAGUCGGAGCCAGCGGCGAACAUGGACGGAGACAGCAAGGAGAUCGAGAGCAUAGUGUCGGAGGAGACGGCAGAGCCAGCUCUGCUCUUCAGGGCAGAGACCGAGUCCGCGGCGGCUCCGCAGACGGAGGAAGUGCAAGUGCAAGUGCGGGGGACGCCGGACAUAGGGCUUGAGCUGACCCUUGGGUUUGAGCCGGUGGCGCGUGCACCCCACGUGGUCCCGGUCAAAAAGAGAAAGUUCGAACAAUGUGGGUCCCCAGUGGGUGGCGGUGACUGUAAGGUGGAGUUGGGGCUUUAAUUAGGCCCGUCUUGGAUCCCCAUGGGCUUCUGUUAAUUAAUUUUGAUAGGAUUAGGUUGGGAAUUUCCUUCUGUUUUUUUUUUGCCCCCCCUCCUUUUAUUCUUUUUUCUUUUUUGGGGGUUCAUUUUUUUUUUCUUUUUUUGCUUUUCCCCUUGUUAAGGUAGUGGUGAAAGACUGAGGUGUACAAAAUGUUUUUACAGAUACAGGCAUGAGGUAUACCUUUUUAUCCAUCCA
Messenger RNA from Punica granatum (pomegranate), 1353 nucleotides. The record is from RefSeq and is a predicted model, not a curated record. NCBI's taxonomy places the organism in Eukaryota, Viridiplantae, Streptophyta, Magnoliopsida, Myrtales, Lythraceae.